Parnassius apollo (apollo) is the source of this 885-nucleotide messenger RNA. The record is from the annotation of a GenBank genome assembly. Lineage: Eukaryota; Metazoa; Arthropoda; Insecta; Lepidoptera; Papilionidae.
AUGGUGGGGGACAGUGACGCAGGCGCAGGCCCGGUUUCGAGCUGCGUUAAACGUAAGCGUACAUCUCGAGUCACGAGUGGGCAGCUUGAGAUAUUAUUGUCCAAGCUGGAAGCUAGUCCACAUUUGUACACAAGAAAAUUUAGUGGCCUGCACGGCAAGGAAUUUUUUGAAAAGGGCUGGAGGGAAGUUGCCGACGAGCUCAACCAGCUUCCCAACGGAUCCGUCAAGACGCCUGAGCAGUGGAUAACAGUAUGGAGAGACUUCAAAUGCCGGGCCUGCACUAAAGCGGCAAAAUUAAAACGAGAAAGAAUGCGGACCGGCAACCAAGGCAUCACCACUGCUCCACUGACUGAGACAUUACAACAUGAGGUGGAGGCUGGGGUAGAAAUGGUAGAAGUUGUUUGUUUGUCUCAAGAUAAUGAAUGCCAGUUGCUUGAGACUGAGAGAAACAAAGCAUCGCCAGCACCACAAAUUAUAGCAAGUGGCAGCAGAGCCACACCUGUUGCUUCACCAGCACCCAAUCAGCAACAGGUGCAAGAAGUAACUCUGCAGUCAGCAGCACCACAAAUAACAGAGAGAGGCAGCAGUGCAGCAGCUCUCAUCACAACACCACCCACUGUACGACAGGAGAGGCCCAGAAGGAUAAGGAAUCUGAAUCCUCGCCGAUCUACUGCCGAGCAAGCGAAUAUAGCUCGGGAGGAUUUCCUGGCAGUUGCAAAAUCUAAUGCAGAUUCAAUGAGGAUGCUGGCAGAGGCUGCCAACAUUCAGGCCGAGGCUGCCAGAAUGCAGGCGGAGGCAGCAAAAGUUCAGGCCGAGGCAUUUCAUUUAUUAGCUCAGGCUGUUGACAAAAUUGGAGAUUUGCUUGUUAUUAAAAAUAAUAAAUAA